This is a messenger RNA of Fraxinus pennsylvanica, 822 nucleotides long. The record is from the annotation of a GenBank genome assembly. NCBI's taxonomy places the organism in Eukaryota, Viridiplantae, Streptophyta, Magnoliopsida, Lamiales, Oleaceae.
AUGAACUUUCGGGGUUUAUUUAAACCCAAAGAUGGGAAUACCGAAAAUUCAUGUGCAAUACCAGUUCUGAACCAAGUUAUGGUUGCCACUCGGGGUGCAACAGAUGCUUUUUCUAAUGUUGGAAGACACAUCAAUAAUUCAUUGAGGAAAGUGGGAGCAAAGAAACUUGAAGCAGGCAUUGGUUGCGGAGUGGGUUUUGGCCAUGGCGUUGGAGUUGGCCUUGCUGUGAAGCCUGGUGUAGUGCACAGGAUGCAGUUGAGUCUUUUACAAGCAGUUACACAUGUGAUGAUAAAACUUGGAAUGUCUCCUGGCUUGUUUGUUGAUCAAGGCAUUCUUCCAGCAUCUUUACGAAGUGGCUUGAGCAUGGUAAAGGAAACCUCACACGACAAUCUAAUAGGAAGUAUGGGUCAGUUGGUAAAAUCAAUACCAAAUAGUACAGAACAAGGCAAUAUUAGGCAGAGAAGUAUAAACGUGGUUUCUUCUCUGAAAAAUUUAGCACCUGAAACUGAUGCCAUAAACACUCAAUCUACCAGUCGAGUAGAGAAGGUCAUAAGCAACUUCUUGGAGAAUCCACUUUUGAAAGAGGAAGAGGGCAAAGUAAAUGAGCAUGCUGAAAAGUCGCAAUCGCAGAACAACAUACUUCAGAUGGUGUUGAUGCACCAAGUACUCAUUGAUGAAUUGAUGCAAGAAAAUGAGAAGCUUUGCCAAAUAUUGAUUGAAGAGUUGAAAGUCCCACCAAGUAAGCUCCAAUCUAGCUUUGCAGUUAGUAAGUCCCCAUGUAGUGAAUGUUUUAUUUGUCGAAGAAAACAAAGAAAAAAGUGA